Messenger RNA from Andrographis paniculata, 1669 nucleotides. Its product is annotated as RGG repeats nuclear RNA binding protein A-like. The transcript is spliced from 7 exons. Bases 235 to 1347 code for a protein of 370 amino acids. Gene Ontology annotation, molecular function: RNA binding. Gene Ontology annotation, cellular component: cytoplasm; nucleus. NCBI's taxonomy places the organism in Eukaryota, Viridiplantae, Streptophyta, Magnoliopsida, Lamiales, Acanthaceae. The record is from RefSeq and is a predicted model, not a curated record.
AUCUCUCGUACAGUAGCAACUCACAAGCAGAUAAACAACGCUAAUUACUCUCUGUCUACUUUGCGUUGCGGCUAGGGUUUUCUUCUCUCUAUCCUUCUCUGCACCCUGCUCACAGCUGCUCUCACAGAUCUGGUGGUUCUGCCGGAGUUAAUAAUGGAUAAUCCGUCAAAUUAAGGGUUACGGUGUUGGAUAAUUCCGAAAUUUGGGGUUUUGCUUUGCUUGCUGUGGGUGGAAAUGGCGACUCUCAAUCCGUUCGAUUUGCUCGGUGACGAUGACGUGGAGGAUCCCUCGCUGUUGAUUGCUGCUCAUCAGCAGAAGAUUGAGUCUAAUAAGUCAUCCCAGCCGGCGGCGGGGGCUAAGCAGGCGUCGAAUCAGAAUAAGGCGGCUGCGCAGGCGAAGCUUCCAUCUAAACCACUUCCUCCAUCUCAGGCCGUAAGAGAGGCAAGAUCCGAACCUGCAAGAGGUGGUCGUGGUAGCGGCAUUGGUGGCCGCGGAUAUGGCCGUGGUCGUGGUGGUGGUUCCUUCAGAGACUCGGCCAAUAACGAAAAUUCAUAUGGCGACAGGGAAAUACCCAUUGUUCAAGGUUCAACAGAUGAGGCUGAUGGAAGAAGACCUUAUGAAAGGCGAGGUGGUUAUGGAGGACCUCGUGGUUCUUUCCGUGGUGGUCGCCGAGGUGGUUUUAGUAAUGGAGAAGGUGGAGAAGGGGAACAAGAUAGACCUCGUAGGACAUUUGAUCGCCGUAGUGGAACUGGACGCGGAAAUGAGUUCAAAAGGGAAGGAUCCGGUCGCGGAAAUUGGGGAACUCCAACUGAUGAAAUUGCUGAAGUGGCGGAGGAAGUUGUUAAUGAAGGCGAGAAAACUCUCAACACUGACAAGCCGUUGGCAGAAGAAGAUGCUGCUGGUGAUGGAGACAAGGAAACUGCUAAAAACGAGGCCGAAGAAAAGGAGCCCGAGGAUAAGGAGAUGACACUCGAAGAGUACGAGAAGCUUUUGGAGGAGAAGAGAAAGGCGCUGUCGGCUCUCAAAACUGAGGAAAGAAAGGUCGAUUUAAAGGAGUUCGAAUCCAUGCAGCCACUUUCAAACAAGAAAACCAAUGACGACAUAUUCAUCAAAUUGGGUUCCGAGAAGGACAAAAAGAAAGAAUUAGCCGAGAAAGAAGAGAGAGCCAAGAAGUCUGUGAGCAUCAACGAGUUCUUGAAACCUGCUGAGGGCGAGAGGUACUACGGAGGGCGUCGGGGGCGCGGGCGCGGCUCAAGAGGAGGAUAUAACGGAGGCAGCGAAACGGGAUAUGCUCCGGCACCUGCCAUUGAGGAUCGAGGACAGUUCCCGACAUUAGGGGGCAAAUGAAUCGUUGCCUAAACCCCGUCUCGCCAUCCUGGUUUGUGUUUUUAUCCCUUUUGUGGUUCUUCUGCCAUUUAUUAUUAUCGAGUUGAGUCGAGUCGAGUCGUUGAGCUUAUCGUAAUAAUGAAUGAUGAAGUUGGGAAUGUUCUUCUGAGUCAGUUAAGUUAAAAAUUGUUGUGGUUAAAAAAAAUGUACAUCUGUGAUUGUGGUCAUGGCUAAUUUGUGUGUUGUUAUUUUGGUUAAGUUAUUUAAGGAGUCGGAUGUCCGUCCGUACAUUUGAUGCUCAGUUUUGUUUUUCUGAAUGUGAACGGAACACUCUUCGUUUUUA